AGCGGAGUAAAAGGUAAGACACACAGAGGAAAGAAGGAGAAAGACGACAGCUGAAAAGGGAAAGGAAAGUGAUAAUGUUUCCAGCAGGAUUGCCUGCGUGAAGAGGAAGCUGAGUUUCAGGUGAGGGAUAGCUGAAGCGUAGGUGUAGAAGGGGAUGGAGAAGCAGCAUUCCUGACUGCACUGUUACAGAACGGGACGAGAAAGAGGGAAAGCAGUUAAUGUGAAAUCCAGAUGCCUUAGGGACCAACGGAGGGUCAAACCAAUCCACACACACACGCACACACACACACAGAGAAAACACUCCAUCCUUUCAGUGACUCUCUCCUUCUCAGACCUCAGGACCUCACUGGCUUUACAAGUCAGCAAACAUCAACAGGACUAGAACAUCAACUGGAUACUCUUUGUUUUUGUUUUCUUGUAAAACUUCUUUCCUCCCAGCAGUCAAACCUAAAGGACUGACUUUUUGGGUCUGAAACUUUUCUCUUUUUUUUUGUUUUUUUUUGUUUUCCCCUGUUCUGAAGGAAUUUCCAGGUGUGUUCAUGGCGUGAGGGACCAGACAGCCAUCCAGUCAUGGCGCUGUGGUGGUGCGCCAGGAUCGUCUGCAGGUCGGCUGCAGCGUGGUUUCCCCUGCUCUUCACGUCCCUGCUAUGGCAAAUGAUCUUUCCCGUCCAUGCCGGCCCGUCCUGCCCGCGGAGCUGCAGCUGUCCAGGCGUUAAAGAGGUCCACUGUACGUUCAGACACCUCACCGCCAUACCUAAAACCUUUCCUAAAGACACGGAGAGGCUCAACCUGGGGUACAAUAGCUUCACGGAGGUAGAGGGGUCAGAAUUCAGGUCACUGCGGCAACUGGAAAUGCUCAUGCUGCAUGGCAACGACAUUAGCACGGUCCAGCCCGGGGCGUUUUACAGCCUGAGAUCACUACAGAUCUUGAAGCUGAGCUACAACAAGCUAACAUCUGUAAAUCAUGGUCUGUUCGAGGGUCUAGUUGGUUUGGUUCGUCUCCAUCUGGAUCACAACCUUAUAGGGUUUAUAGAGCCGUACACCUUCUCUGGCCUGACUUCCCUUAAACUCCUGCAGCUGGAGGGGAAUCUUCUGAAAGAGAUCCACCCUCAUACCUUCAUAACAGUAUCACUACUAGGACGCUUUUGGACCUCUGGACUCAAACACUUACACCUAUCAGACAACCUGAUGGAGCAGCUCCCUGCCUCGGCACUGAAGACAGCUCCUAGGCUCGAGCUCCUCUCUCUGCACGGUAACCCCUGGACCUGUGACUGUCAGCUCCACUGGUUGGUAGAAUGGAGCUCCACACAUGAAGGAGUCAUAAAGUGUAAGAAGGAACGUGGCUCCAGUGAGACAUGCCCCCAGUGUGCCUCUCCUCAACACCUGAAUGGUACACUCUUGCUCGGGUUAACUCCGAACAAACUUACUUGCGAACGACCAGAUCUUCGCUCACCCCUCAAACAGUGGGACAAUCCAGUGUGGGCUGAAUCUGAAGCGGAGCCUGACAUGCCAUACACCCGGGACUUCGAAAAACCAUUAGGCCACCUGACCUUUGUUCUCUCUGACGCCCAUUCGAAUAGUGCUCACGUGGCGUGUGAUGUGCGCCAUCCUGGGGACAGCUCACCUAUGACGUGGACAGUAAAUCCACGUUCACCCGGGGAGUUAUCUGUCAAUGUGUCGCUAAUCACUGUACUUGAGUGUGAGAUCGAUCGAGAGAUGCUGCAAAAUCUGUGGCAAUUAGUUGCAUAUUACUAUGAAAGCCCUGCAAUUUUGGAGAGAGGCCAACAGAGGGGAAACGCAAGCAGAGUUACGUAUCAGUAUUCCCAAGCCAUCAGUGAAAACUCCCCUUAUUUCACAGAAUUAAAAGGGUAUUUAGUAGCAGAACCCUCAUGGCUGCUUCAACCCAGAGUCACUUUGAAACUCAAUAGGAAGCAGACAACUACCAAGAAGCUGGUAAUGGAUUUCACUACUUUAAUUAUGAAGGACAUCAACAGCCAUAGGCCGGACGAUGACAAUGACCUAGCUGCCUCUUGGGCACUAAUUCGCAGAGGGGCAGCAGGGCGGCUUCAGAGUGCUCUCGAGGGUUCGAAGGUUAAUUUGGAGUGCAACGUCAUUUCUUCUGAUCCAGGGGUGAAAGUGGAGUGGAUGCUUCCAGAUUUGUCCAUUGUGGAGGACAACACUGACAAAGUAGACAUUUCGGAAAGAGGGCAACUUGUGAUUUUAAAUGCAACAUUUUCUGACUCAGGUGUCUACUACUGUGUUGUCAAAACGAAAUCUGGUGUGGACUUGAUGCCUAUAAGGCUCACUGUUAAACAACGCUCUCUCAGCCCCACAGCUUUCAAUGGUCAGAAGAUUACAGUUGAGAGAGGAGACUCUCUUUCUCUUACUUGUGAGGUGACCUCAGUUCAGCCGAGCCAAACUAUGUGGUACCUCCCCAAAAACAAAGUACUCCUCCCUACACAAAAGAUGAGAAGGGCAGAGGUGAUGGAAAAUGGGACUUUGGUGGUAAAAAAGCUGACACAAGAAGAUGCAGGAGAAUACAGCUGCCUGACCUCCAAUCUGUAUGGAGUUGACAUGCUCUCUCACAUGGUGGAAGUUGAAGGAGGAAAGACCUCGGAUAAAUCUGAGGUACAGAUGGAGAGAGAGAAGAAAAUCUUGCCGGCUGGUGUUGAGGAAGUUGAGGGUUCAGGGGGAGACUUUCAAGAGAUCAAACGUCCUUUUGCUACACAGCUCCCUGAGAAAGUAGCAACACAGCAAAGGAAUCCUAAUGGAUAUUGGAAAAGGAUGCGAAUGAAAGAGAGAAAACCCAAUAAAUCGGUUAAGGAAUUAGAUCCGAAUCGCUGGGCUGAGAUUUUGGCUAAAGCUAAUGCUAAACCAACAGUUCCUCUGCCCACAGAACACUCACUAGAUGAGCCCAGCACUGUAACUGCCCAAACAAGUACAUUCAAACCUACAACUACAAUUGCAAGUACAACUGUUUCUACUGCUGACAACUUAUACCAUACCACCACCCCUCCAGAAACUAGGAUAGACCCAAAAAUUCAUCCCAUCAACACAAACAGAAAGACUGAUGCCAAUUCAAAAUUAGGGGAUUACAGUAAAAUCUCUAAAACGUCAGAAAGUCGGCCAAGAGUUUUACAGCCUCCGUCUCCCAGAAGUACAGCACCGUCCCUACAGCAUGUUGGUGAGAUCAUAGAAAAGGCAGAAUCUGUCACAGACCCUCCCAUUAUUGAAGCUCAACAACCGCUCAAACUGCCAGAAAGCAAGCCCAGUGGAGAGGGAACAACAAACUUUGUUCCUGGUUGGUCAAACCGGAGAAGGCCUCCUUAUAGACGCAGGAGACCCCCAACAAUGAAAAGAAUCCGUCCACACAUAAACCCCCUCCACCAUUCAUCAAACAAGCCCCAAACAACAUUUUUGCCAACAACAACAACAACCACCACAACCACGACAACCACACCACCACCAACAACCACAACAACCCCGACUACUACUACUACAAAAGCUACCACUACUACUACGACGCCUGAUCCAACCACAGUGGAAAACCGAGAAACCAUAUCUGCGGAGUAUCAGACAGAGGAAGAUGAAGGUGACUAUUAUGAUGAAUAUAGUUAUAAAGAUAACGACAGUAAGGAAGAUUUAAACAGUGAAACCCUUCAUAACACUCUUGACAGUAGCACUACCUCCUUUCCACCAGUUAAGGAAAAAGAUUCCCAUAUUGGUAGCUCCUAUCAUUUACCUGAUCCAAAGACAACUGUGACUCUGGUGCUAGAUAAGCCUAAUUUGCAGGCUGCUGAAGAAAAUAAGAAAGUCAAUGUAAACCAAGAGAAGCCUGAGAUUAAAAUUGUAGAGCCUGAAAAACAAACAAAAGAAAAUGUUAGCAACAACAAAAAGCAUUCAGGAGAGAAUGAGAGGAAGGUUAUAAUAGCAGUGGAAGGGCAAGAAAAACACAAAACAGCCAUAGAAGGCAUCGAGAGAAACCCUGAAAAAUCAAGAAACGAGUUGGUUACACACAGCUACAAUCCAAGAGACAAAAUGCGGCUAACGACACAAAACAGACCAAGACCUAACACUCGACCUUCACCAGAGCAAAGUAUACCAACGCAUACAAGAACAUCACCCUCCAAGUCCUUCACGUCACAUUCGACAACAGGAAAAAAACAAGAAGUCACACAGAGAGGAGAUAAAGUCGUCAUUAAGCCAACUGUAAAGCCUGAAAUGCACAGUUACCCUAUAGCAGAGCCACUUCACCCCUGGCUCCAUUCGACCAACCAGGGAAGAGGACAAACUACCACUUCCAGGAUUACUCAUGCAAACCAAGACAAAAAUAAAGCAAGAAACGGUGAAGUGAGUCAAGGCAGGCAUUCCCAACCUCCCAGAGUCCCUCCAACCUCCCGCUGGUCUUCAUACCAUCAUCCUCAACAUUACUACCCUCUCUACCCCUCCUGGCCCAGUCAGCGGUCAUUUUCCCACCAAAGGCAAGGUCCUGGUUCACACCCUGCAGCCACCCAUCGACCCUGGCCUCUUCCACACCCUUGGGCUCAUGGCUCAUUAGUCACCAACCGACCAGAGAUUACAGCGGAAACAGUCAAACCCACACCUACUGUUUCUGGAGCAGGGAAGUCCAGACUCACACCACCCGACAGCCACCUGCCACACCUUCAUCGUCACGUUGAUAGCAGGACCCAAACAAGGGAUCAGCUGUUUCUAUCAAGGUUGAGGAACAGAUACAGACAGGCACAGAUCGAUCGUAUCGUUCAGCUAGGGAGGUUGGUGACACCCAAACCCCGCACUAACUUCAACAAUCCUCUACCCGCUAUCAUAACUAAACCCAACACACCCUCCCCACAUAGACCAAACAUCCACAGACAACCAACAACCACUGCUUCUUAUACUUACACGCAGCAGCCACCAAAGCCUGCAAAACCUCCAUCAUCAUCAUUCUCUGGUUUUGUUCCAACCUCUCUCCCCUACCACCCCAUCACAUCUGAGAGUUUGAAUGGAGGACGGUGGCCUGUUGGAGCGGGACGUAUCAGCUCCCGGCGUCCUACAGCUGCACCUCCAUUCCCAUGGCAGUUGGGAGAUAGAGGUGGUGGUGCCAAAGCCAGAAUCACCACAGUUACCCCAGCAAGUGUAUCGGUGCUUGCAGAGAGUGACGUGUUCCUACCCUGCAAAGCAACAGGGAAUCCUGAACCCAAUGUUGCAUGGACCAAAGUCUCCACAGGUGCCACCAUCCCAGCUAACACCAAGCAUGGCCCCCGUUUUGAAGUGUUAAAAAAUGGAACUUUUGUUAUUAAAAACAUCCAGCUUCAGGAUCGAGGACAAUACCUAUGCACGGCCCAGAACAGUUUCGGAUCAGAUCGGAUGGUCAUUACCUUGGCUGUGCAGACGGAGGCACCCAAGAUCAAACCACCUCAAUCCGCAGAACGGGCAGUCUACUUAGGAAAAAGUGUGACUCUUGAUUGCCUCGCUUCUGGAAAACCACCAGCCCAAAUCUCCUGGAUUCUACCAGACAGGACGUUUGUUCGUGAACCCGGACCUGUUCCCGCUCUUCUCUCUUCAAUGUCUCUGCUUCAGAAUGGAACCCUGCUAAUUCAUUCUGCCAACUUCUCCAGCAAAGGAGACUAUAAAUGUAUUGCAAGCAAUGCAGCAGGUGCUGAUACUAUCACUUAUAAUCUCCAUGUGGCAGCUCUGCCUCCGAGCAUAAGCGAAGGAGCCCUGGAUACUGUGAUCAUUCAGCCAGGCAGGAGUGUGUAUGUCCACUGCUCUGUGAAGGGCGAGCCAGUACCUGCUCUGAAAUGGAUGCUUCCAACAGCCAUCCAUGUUAAGCCAUCACAGUUUCUGGGACGCAGGCUGUUUGUUUUCCCCAAUGGGACUCUGUUUGUGAAGAAUGUAUUACCAUCUGAUGGCGGGAAGUAUGAGUGUUUAGCCACUAAUGCAGUGGGAAUCGCCAAGAGAACAAUCCAGCUGGAGGUGAGAGCAGAUGCCUCCUCCUUUUCCCGCCAGCCUCCUCCUGCACUUCCCAUCCCUCCAACCCAUCACCAUGUUAUUCCAUCCCGUCAACAUACUGUCUCCGCUAUGUAUGGCUCAGCUGUCUACCUCCACUGCCCUGAGUCAACCGGAUCUACAAGGGGGACUAUCUGGCAGCUGCCCUCCAAGACCGUCCUGGAGCAUCGAUACAGUCCAGAGAGACCAAUUAAAGUUUUCCAAAAUGGGACUCUGAGGAUUCUUCAACUGACCGAGCUGGAUGGUGGAAAUUAUCUGUGUGUCUUUCAGCGGCCUAAUGGAGAGGACAUGGAGCUCUUCCAGGUGGAGGUGUUAAUGACCCCUCCAAAAAUUGAACAUGUCAGGACUGCACAGACCAGGGUCACCUUUGGAGAAAAUUUCCAGGUGGACUGUGUUGCAACUGGCCUCCCUGAUCCAGAAGUUUCCUGGAGUCUCCCAGAUGGAACUGUAAUCAAUAACGCCCUUCAAUCGGAUGACAGCGGCGUCCGCAACCGCCGUUAUGUGAUCUUUGGCAACGGAACUUUACUUCUCCAGCAGAUGGGCAAAAAUGACGAGGGCGACUACACUUGUUAUGCCAAGAACAAAAUGGGCAGAGACGAAAGAAAAUUGAGUGUCAUUGUGGGACCUAAUGCUCCGAAUAUUAGAUUCAAAUCACAGUCACUUGUGACGGUAAAACUGGGAGAAUCCGCUGAAUUGAGUUGUCAGGCAACUGGUGAACCUGCACCGAGAAUCAUGUGGAUCUCACCAAGGCAGGAUGUGAUAGCGGUGUCAUCAGACAAAUUUCAGAUUUUGGAUGACGGAAUGUUAGUUGUGAAGAAAGUUACACUGGCUGAUGUAGGGAAAUAUGCAUGUGUGGCACGAAAUUCUGCUGGUGAUGAUGUUAAAAACACAAAAGUUGAGGUUGAAUCCCAGGAGCCCUUCAUUAAUGGCAAGAAAGGUAAGAGUACCACAAAGGUUUUGGGUGUUUCCUACCAGACAGCGCUUCUGGAUUGUAGAGUGGAAGGAAAACCUGAACCAAGUGUCUGGUGGGUUACUCCUUACGGCAGCUCUCUCACAACCCCUUAUCUUGGAGGUCGCUUCCAAGUCCACAGAAAUGGGAGCUUGGAGCUUAGGGGGGUAAGGAAAACAGAUGAAGGGGUAUACAAAUGUCUGGCCAAAAACACUUUGGGUGAUGCCACACUUUUAGUUGAAUUAGAGGUGGCAUCCAUAGCUGAGAAACCCAGCUUUGCCUUUCCUAAUAUUGAAAUCUUACCAAUAAAGCAAGAUGGCAGGGAACUGAUUCUUGAGUGCCCUGCUCGUGGCAAGCCAAACCCAGAGUUUUCAUGGGUGCUACCCAAUGGGACGAUGUUACCACCUGGUGUUAGACUCCAACGCUUCAUUCAUCAUUUUGGAAAUGGAACUCUGCAGAUCUUCCAGCCAGUGGCAGCUGAUAAGGGAGUGUACAGGUGCCUAGCAAAAAAUGUGGCAGGACAAGCGGAGAAACGCUAUGCCCUGGAGGCAGGCAGGAAGCCAACGAUCAGAGGAUUAACAGGUGGGAUGAAAAUCACAUAUGGUCUAAACCUGAACAUGCCAUGCACUGUGGAUGGCUGGCCGCAGGCAUCAAUCACAUGGACCCUACCCAAUGGUGCUGUUUUGGACAAACCUCAAACUAUUGGCCGGAUAUCUUUCCACGCCAAUGGGACCCUCCAGCUCAGGCAGGUGGCCAAAUUUGACAAAGGAACAUACAUCUGCAAAGCCUCCAACUCUUUUGGCUCGUCAGCACUGGCCUAUCCAGUGGCAGUGAUGGUAUUCCCCCCACAAAUCACCAGUACGCUGUUGUCCAUCACCAGAGUUAACCGGGGAUCACCAGUGACGUUGCAGUGUGUCGCGACUGGUAUUCCCAAACCCGAUAUUUCAUGGACGUUACCUGGACGCACCACACUGGUUCCACAUAGCCGGUACACGGUGCAAAGCGGGCUUUAUAUGACAGAGGAAGGCAGUCUGGUCAUACACAAUCCUAUGCUCACGAACUCUGGUAUUUACAAAUGCAAUGCCAAAAACGCCCUUGGAACAGAUUUCAAAUCAACAUAUCUACAAGUUGUUUGAGGGACAGUACAAAUACAGUUAAUCUGUAUCAGGGAAAGUCUCAUAGUGGGACUAAGACUCUAUGAGGAUUUUUCCAUCUAACUGUACACCACAAGUUUGCUCUGGAGGCAGAUCUAAAGCUGACCGGUGUCUUGAGAUAACACGCACUGCAGUUUCAAAUUAGGCCUCCACAUUGAACAAUGAACAUUUGCAAUUUGUAACUGCAGUUUUUUUAGGUCUGUGUUGUAGACACAACAACUUGGCCUGUUCCCCUGAAAAACGACUUUCAUUCUUGGCCUUCCACGUGGACGUAGUUUUAUAUUUUCCUAAGAACAAUAGAGCUUGUACAAUUUAUUUUCAAAAACAUUUUUUACUUUGGUGACAAAAUGCAAGUGAUAUAUGCUUAUGCUCGUGUCUCUUUGGAUUGAUAAAGCUAAAUGUAAUAUGUGCCCUUAAUCUGCAUAUUGUUAUCUAUGGUUGGGCACAAUUACAUAUUACGUAUAGAUAUUGUUUAUAACACAAAACUGAUGCAAGAAAAGACUUUUCUCUGCAAAGUUUACCAGAAAUAUUUCAGUAAAUUUUGUCAGCUUUACACCUCAUCAGCAGGCACUACUGAUGAAUUAAGCGUUGUUUUCUGCAGAUCUGUCAUAUGCUACUCUAGUCACGUUCAGUGGCAUAUUUUAUUAACUUUCACUGUCUCUUUCUAUGAGGAUACAAAUAUCCCCUAUUGUGUAAGGAAUUAAAUACAAAUUAAAUUAAA
Messenger RNA from Mugil cephalus (flathead mullet), 8833 nucleotides. RefSeq names its product matrix-remodeling-associated protein 5. Gene Ontology annotation, cellular component: extracellular region. NCBI's taxonomy places the organism in Eukaryota, Metazoa, Chordata, Actinopteri, Mugiliformes, Mugilidae. The coding region runs from base 571 to 8094 and encodes 2507 amino acids. The transcript is spliced from 17 exons. Gene Ontology annotation, molecular function: protein binding. The record is from RefSeq and is a predicted model, not a curated record.